AAGACAUGGCAGCCUGCUUUGUGUUAGCCGUUCAACAUAGGCUUUAGUCUUCCUUUAUUCUGAACAAUAUUUGUGGAAAUUAAAUACGAAUUUAUAUGAUUUGCGCACAAGACUUUUAUUAACUAUGAUACCGACGGUUGUUUGUGUUUUUUUCCUCUAUAAGAAGAAGGAAUAGUCAGAUAAUCGUCGUUUUAUCGCUUGCCAUAUUGUUGCUAGCUUUGGUGCUAUUGAAAAGGGGAUUAGGUAGCUAGUUAGCUGUAUUAUACUGAGCCUCAAUGCCCGAGCAAGGCCCUAGGAUGAAUGGUUUCUCUAUCGGCGAGCUAUGUUGGCUAUUUUGUUGCCCGCCCUGCCCGAGUCGCAUCGCUGCUAAACUAGCCUUUCUCCCCCCGGAGCCCACAUACACGGUGCAGAACCAUACAGACGGGACCUGUAGCCUUCAUUUGAAUGAGCGUGCAGACUGGCAGUACUCCCAGCGUGAAUUGGAUGCGGUCGAGGUGUUUUAUACCAGAACAAGCCGAGGGAAUCGAGUCGGGUGCAUGUUUGUGCGCUGCGCCCCAAACAGCCGGUAUACCCUGCUGUUUUCCCACGGGAAUGCAGUGGACCUCGGUCAGAUGUGCAGCUUCUACAUCGGCCUGGGCUCGAGGAUCAACUGCAACGUCUUCUCGUACGAUUAUUCGGGUUACGGGGUCAGCACCGGGAAACCAUCGGAAAAGAAUCUGUAUGCUGAUAUUGAAGCAGCCUGGCAGGUCCUUAGGACGAAGUACGGCGUGACGCCGGAGACAGUGAUCCUGUACGGGCAGAGCAUCGGCACGGUGCCCACGGUGGACCUGGCCGCGCGCUACGAGUGUGCCGCCGUCAUCCUGCACUCCCCGCUCAUGUCCGGCCUCAGGGUGGCCUUCCCGGACACCCGGAAAACCUACUGCUUCGAUGCCUUUCCCAGCAUCGACAAGGUGUCCAAGGUGGCCUCCCCGGUCCUGGUGAUCCACGGCACGGAGGACGAGGUGAUCGACUUCUCCCACGGCCUGGCCAUCUACGAGCGCUGCCCCCGACCCGUGGAGCCGCUGUGGGUGGAGGGAGCCGGGCACAACGACAUCGAGCUCUACGCCCAGUACCUGGAGCGGCUAAAGCAGUUCAUCUCCUUCGAGCUGCCCAACUCCUGAAGCCGCUCCAGACCGAGGACGGGGUGGCGUGGGAGGAGAGGCCAAGCAGCACAUAUGCGGACAGGUCCCCUUUGAUCAGGAGCCAGGGACCUAACCCCUAUUUGCACUUGCUUUUGAUUCUAGAUUCUUCUCAGCCUACAUGACUGAUAUUGUUACUGACCAUGUAAGCCAAACUAUGGCUUGGGGAGGACCUAGUGGUUUUAAAUGUGAUUGCAUUCUUUUGUACUUAAUGAAGAAAUGUUUUGCACCUCAAGUAAUUAUUAGUUGUUUUUUUUGUUUUUUUUGUUGUUGUCUUUUGUUUGUAUUGUAUUCUUUGCUGGUUCAGGUCCUUGAAGGUAAUUAAACUGACUUGCAUUUCUGGUGCAGAUGUUUGUUUGGAAGUAAUCACUAUUUUUAUGUUCUGAUGUUAUUGAACCGGUUUUGUUUUUGUACAUUUUGAUUAUGUUUUUUGAUUUUUUUUUGCAUUCCACGAUUUGAACUGUGGAGUCUUAUCAGGCCAGUGUUUCUGGAGAAACUGCAAACUGCAACUGCUCUUACCCAGGCACGUUUAAGACCCAGGGAACACUCCUUAAUGUACAAAGCCCUUAUCUGUUAUAUCGUAAACUGUAAAUGUUGUGCUUUUAGUACAUUUUGACAUAAUUAAUUUAACACUAAAAUGUACUGUACAGGACAUGUUAUGGGGAAUGAGGAAAGGAAUAAUUUUCAUGGAGCAUGGUGCUUUCAGUGUUUUAAAGUGAGUAGAGUAGUGUCCCUGCAUAUAUGCGUCUGCUCAGAUGGUUUCAUCAAGCAGUAACGGGGGAGUGGGGGGUAACCUAAACAAUGUGUAAAUUUAUGCUUUAAAGUUAAAUACAGACACUACAGAAAAGACCUCAUGUCUUUUGAUGGUGUGUUUGAACAUUCCUUUCAGGUGUAGAAGGUAUGGAAUCAUUAUGAUUCACGAGAGUGCUGCUAACUGCUGCUCUUUUUCGAAAAAUCACUGUGAAUCUAAACUGGAUCAUACUGUAUCUGGAGCAUUGGAGUACAUUUCAACACUACUGGGAUAUAGGCCUAUCAAACUGAGACAUUUUCUCCUGCUUUUUGAUAAAUCUCUGCAGCUGAUAGGUACUUGCUCUGGCCCCAACAAAUUAAUGUCAUUUUCCGUCACUGUAGACCACGGACAUGUCGUCAGUAUCAUUUUGUCACAAGUAGGAAAAUAUGUGAUUAAUGGAGUAUUACAUAUUUAGUCAAAUACAUUCAUGAAAACUAAUCAUGCUUGAUGCCAAAUUUAAUUCAUUUUCACCAUUAUACUGUAAUAUACUUCUUAAGGAGGCUUGUUGUCAAAAUUGCACCUGUAGUACAGCUACAUACAAUAACAUUAACAACAUUAUCCUCACAUUAAAAUCUUUCCCCAUCUGUAUCGAAAAUCAAGACCAUUCUUUGUAUUAUUAUUUUCUAACAUUCGCCAGAUUUGUUCAAUGGCGAUACAGUUAUGACAUAUCCUUCUUAGAAAAGUUGGGGUUGGUGUAAAGGCUUGUCACUGCGGUAUUAAUUUAAUGUGAAGGAUUUUGCAAUAUAUCCAGCAGUUUUUUUUUUUCAUUCACGGUGUUGCAGUAAGGCAGUGUCAGAAGGCAUCCCUUGUAGCAUUAAUGAAUGGCUUUUCUUUCACAGUGUCUGUCCUCCUUGUUUGAAGGCUGUAGAAUUCUUAGCCCUUAUUUUUGGAACCAAAGGGCUUGUCUCUUGUGUUUGUAGCUCAAACUCUAAUUUUGUUCUUUUCCUCUUUUUUUAAGAAAAGCAGGGCAAAACAAAGCAGGUUUUUGUUAGCUGUUUCUAGUCCCCAUAUUCUUUUGAUACUGACGUUUUUUUACAGUGUUUUUUUCAGUAAUUGUUAAUAAAUUUACACAUUUGUUUAAUGCUGAUUUGUAAUAAACUUAUGUAUCUAUCUCUAAAUAUAUAUGAAAUGUGAUUUAAGGUAUUUUAGCCUACUUGAUUUUGCCACUGGAAUCACAGUAUGCAUAAAUAAUGCAAAAUACUUAAUCGGUACACAGUAGUGUAGAUUUUGCUAAAAUCAAAAAGCCUUAACUUAAUAUACUGAAAGACUGAGAUUGAUGUAAUUGUGUGUUGUAAUGUUUUGUUGCUUUAACGCAACGCAGUGAAUGUCAUAAAGAUUACAAUGGAAUAAAGGAUGCAUGGAAGUACCAAAA
This is a messenger RNA of Conger conger (European conger), 3340 nucleotides long. RefSeq names its product alpha/beta hydrolase domain-containing protein 17C-like. Gene Ontology annotation, cellular component: plasma membrane; endosome membrane. The record is from RefSeq and is a predicted model, not a curated record. Bases 276 to 1160 code for a protein of 294 amino acids. Lineage: Eukaryota; Metazoa; Chordata; Actinopteri; Anguilliformes; Congridae. Gene Ontology annotation, biological process: protein depalmitoylation. The transcript is spliced from 3 exons. Gene Ontology annotation, molecular function: palmitoyl-(protein) hydrolase activity.